AUGUAUUCAAGAUCUCCAACAACUCAGUGGAAGAAAGACGCUGGGAAUCAAACUGAUGACACCGAUUCUGAGCCUCAAAUGAGCUAUGAGGGUGUUGGUUCUGAUGCUGUGGAUACCGAGAUGAAAGAUGUUGUUGUCUCUUCUCCAGAGGAUAAACUCACUCAGCCUGAAGGACAACCCUCUCUCUCUGAUGCCACACGAUCAGGAAGUGAGGAUGAGAAAUCUACUAAAGAUGCUGUGACUCGUGGAAUGGACGAUAAACCGGUUUCUCACGUUGGUGACGUGCCAGAGGAGCUUCAGCUAGAGUUUGGUGAUAAGAAAAUGUGUGCUUCAGCCGUUGCUAGUGAAACAAACCAUGAUCAUUCUGCUUCAUCAAAAUGUGAAUUUGUUUGA
Messenger RNA from Brassica oleracea var. oleracea, 393 nucleotides. RefSeq lists its product as uncharacterized. The coding region runs from base 1 to 393 and encodes 130 amino acids. The transcript has 2 exons. Lineage: Eukaryota; Viridiplantae; Streptophyta; Magnoliopsida; Brassicales; Brassicaceae. The record is from RefSeq and is a predicted model, not a curated record.